GUCUAACGAUUAGGGACAUUGUAUUCUGUGGCCGUUCAUGUUACAAUGCAUCUGUAGUUCUAAACAUAGCACAUAAACAGACAAAUCGUUUUUAUGGAGUUUUCACAAAUCCUAGCAUUUUAUGGUGUGAAAACCGUUCCGUUCCAAAACUCGCCAAAGCUUAAAGGACAUUCAAAUAAUCUUCUCUUUUCAUUGCCCACUGUUCAAUUCAGCUAGAUACAUUCUUUGAAGUAAACUUCGCUCGCACCUUGGAUAUGUCACAAAUCUUUCUGAAAUACACUGUACAUAUACCAAAACUCCUAAAAGGCAGAACAUUUCCCUUUUCAUAUCUGUUUGUGUAAAAUUCGGAGAGACAACAUGGAGCCAGAAUUAUCCCGACUGUCAACAGUCAUCCAACAUGAAAAACAAAGGAUGUCGCAAGGUGCCCGCCAGUCGGUCAUUCUACAGCAGCCCCUGGGUUUAGGCUCUUCCCUCGUGGGGUCGUCCUCCACCGACGCCCUGACCGACAUGCAGAAGAGGAGACAGUCCGUCCGCUCCCUGAGAAGGAAGUCCAUUAACCCACGACUAGACCCACCCCCCGGGCUGGAGGGACUGACCGGCAAAGGAUUCGUUUAUGUCCGACAGCAGAUGGAGACUGAUUUAAGAGGAGGAUGCGGGUCAGCAAAUACGUACAAGAUCUGGAACGAGAAAGAGGAGGAAUUGUUCUAUGUUCUAGAGGAUACCAGUUGUAUUUGUCGAUGGUUCUGUGGUCCACACCGCCAGUUUCAGCUGGAAUUCUUCACACCCCAGGACGACCUCGUUUUCACUCUGUUCCGGAAGUCCUGCCGCUGUGAUUGGUGUUGCUGCCUGGAUUGUGUUUUGUGUAACCACAAAGUUUACGUUGUUGACUGUCUUAACCGGACUCUGGGGUCUAUUAAACAGAAAUUUGGAGUAUGUCAAGGAAAUUUUGAAGUUUUGGACAACGAUGGUGAAAUCGUGGCCAAGAUCUUUGGACCAUGCUGUAUCUUCAGAUGCUGCACAGAGAUAACCUUCGAGAUCUGGGACAAAAUUGGGGAGGAAAAACUGGGCUCCGUCAACAAGAAAUGGGAAGGUGAACAGGACACCGGAAUCAAUGUGGACCACGAGUACUUCGAUAUCAACUUUCCAGAAAAAAUGGAUCCCAUUGAGAAAAUGCUGAUAAUUGGCGGUGCUUUCCUUAUAGAUUACAUGUACUUUGAAAUGUCAUGAACGGAUUCCUCUUUGGAUUUCUAUAUUCUAGUGAUAUUUCGUGCUGCAUGUUUAGUGUUUAAUGUGAGAGAGAGAGAGAGAGAGAGAGAGAGAGAGAUUU
Molecule: messenger RNA, 1327 nt
Organism: Magallana angulata
Lineage: Eukaryota; Metazoa; Mollusca; Bivalvia; Ostreida; Ostreidae
Product: phospholipid scramblase 1-like
Exons: 8
Coding region: 358-1227 (289 amino acids)
Biological process (GO): plasma membrane phospholipid scrambling
Cellular component (GO): plasma membrane
Molecular function (GO): phospholipid scramblase activity
Source: RefSeq, a predicted model, not a curated record